Molecule: messenger RNA, 1575 nt
Organism: Aureobasidium musti
Lineage: Eukaryota; Fungi; Ascomycota; Dothideomycetes; Dothideales; Saccotheciaceae
Source: the annotation of a GenBank genome assembly
AUGUACACCACACUGCUGUCAUUCUUAUCUAUCGUUGGGCUUCUGUCAUACUUCAUCGUCAAGCCACUAUGGGACUAUCUGAGAGAUCCGAAAGGACUCCGUAAAUAUCCCUGCAUCAAUCCUCUGGCUGGGCUCACCAAUCUUGGCUUCAUGUGGGAAGCCUACACUGGAAUCCGAUCGAAGAAACUCUACGAGAUGCACAAGACCCAUCCAGUCAUUCGCAUCGGUCCCAACUCGCUCUCCUAUGGAAGUGUGAACGCUAUAAAGGACAUAUACGGCCAUAAUUCCAGAUGCACCAAGGACGUCUUUUACGAGGCACUCUCUGGCUCCCACUUCCAUCUUGCGGAUGUAGUCGACAAGAGCGAGCAUGCUCGGAAGAGAAAGAUGAUGUCUAGCGCAUAUGCUCUUAAGAACCUGGAAGGGUGGGAGUACAAAGUUGCCGAUAAGACAGCCCGUUUCAUCAAAGCCUGCGAUGCCCAUUGCACUAUGCCUCUGCCCGAAGGCCGUAUUNUUCCGGAUCCACAAGAUGUCAAAUUCGACUACCGAGCAUACAGCAACUUCUUCACUCUGGAUGCAAUCGCCGACAUUGGUCUUUCAGAGCGAUUGGGCUUUCUUGAUGCCGGUAAUGACAAAGUUGUAGGCGAGAAGAUGGAUGGCACGAUCUACGAAGUGGAGUCGUACCGUGCAGGUCUUCACGCUACGGCACAAGCACAAGCUCUCAUUGUCUGGGCCACCCAAUGGUAUGACUUCAACAGUAAGUAUAUUUCGAGGAUCUUGCCAAGUUUUCGUAAGAUGUGGAAGCUCAACGAAGGCUGGAAUGAUCUGGUCUACCACAGGGCUACGAAACGCCUGGCACGCUAUCGUGCUGGUGAGAAGCUUGACGAUUUCUUCCAGGCACUUAUGGAGGACAAGAACGGCAAUCCGAACAACCUCGAAUGGGGCGAAGUGAUUGCGGAAGUCAGCAUCAUGCUUAACGCGGGUUCCGAUACCACUGCCCUUGCCAUGAACAAUGUUAUGGUAUGGUUGUUGAAGAAUCCGGGAUGUCUCUCACGCCUUCGUGAGGAAGUCGACGCUGUCCUCGAACCCGAAGAGGUUGUUGCCCCGUAUGACAAAGUCAAGCACCUUCCUUAUCUUCGGGCCUGUCUAGACGAGUCACUGCGUAUCACGCCCUCGACAACCUUCGGUCUACCGAGGCGCACCCCUCCAGAGGGCUCGAAGAUUCUCGACGAGUGGGUUGAAGGCAACACGACAGUAUCUAUCUCAGCAUACGUCGCACAUCGUGAUCCUGUCAUUUUCCCCGAGCCAGAAAGAUUUAAUCCGGACCGAUGGUUGGGAGAAAAGGGCAAGGAUUUGCAACCGUACUUCAUCAGUUUCAGUACGGGUUCUCGGGGCUGCAUUGGUCGUAAUAUCAGUUAUCUCGAACAAACUGUGCUCCUUGCCAGUGUUGUUCACAGAUACGGCUUUGCUUUGCCUCACCCCGGGUGGGAGCAGGACAGAUGGGAGACCACAAAUUUGAUGGCAGGCCCAUUGCCCUUGAAGGUUUGGAGGAGGGAUCUCAAUGUGCUUAAGGCUUAG